Messenger RNA from Brettanomyces bruxellensis, 3399 nucleotides. RefSeq lists its product as uncharacterized. NCBI's taxonomy places the organism in Eukaryota, Fungi, Ascomycota, Pichiomycetes, Pichiales, Pichiaceae. Gene Ontology annotation, biological process: negative regulation of transcription by RNA polymerase II. The record is from RefSeq and is a predicted model, not a curated record. The transcript is spliced from 3 exons. The coding region runs from base 1 to 3399 and encodes 1132 amino acids. Gene Ontology annotation, molecular function: zinc ion binding; RNA polymerase II transcription regulatory region sequence-specific DNA binding; DNA-binding transcription factor activity, RNA polymerase II-specific. Gene Ontology annotation, cellular component: nucleus.
AUGAGCAGUGAAAACAUUGAUGGAGGAAUGAGAAGAGAAAAUCGAGUUAAUGAAGAGAAGAAGAAAGAGAGUGAAGAAGGGGUAGAAGAGAGGGAGAAGAAGAAUAAGGAAGAGAGAAGAGAUAAAGAGAGUGAAGAUAAAGAGAGUAAAGAUAAAGAGAGCAAAGAGAGUAAAGAUAAAGAGAGUGAAGACAGUAAAGAUAAUGAGAGCAAAGAUAGUAAGGAUAAAACCUUAGUGCCAAAACUCCCCCUGGAGGAUAACUACGUCCUCCCCCAAGGCCUGUCGGACUUAGCAGUGCGGAUCCUCACGGAAAUACACAAGGGCACGUACACGUGCAUGAUUUGCACCGGGGACAUCGACAGCGAGUCGCGGGUGUGGUCGUGCCCGGUGUGCUCGCGGGUGUUUGACCUGGAAUGCAUCCGGGACUGGGCCAUGCGGGGCUCAUCCACGGCGGAGGACCGGUCGUGGCGUUGCCCGGCGUGCAACGAGAGGAUUCACCGGCUGCCGAAGCGAUACACGUGCUGGUGUGGGAAGGUGGUUGACCCAGUGGAGAACGGGCCGAUGCCACACUCGUGUGGGCAGACGUGCGGGGCAGCUUUGGCCCGGUGCGUGCAUGGGUGCCCGCUGGAGUGCCACCCGGGGCCCCACGCGGAGAGGUGCACGGCGAUGGGCCCGGUGAUGCGGUGCCACUGUGGGCGGGAGACCCGGCAGGUGCCGUGCAGCCUGACGCCAUACGGCCGGGGGUGGAGCUGCGGGGCCGUGUGCGGUGACCUGAUGCCCUGUGGCGUGCACCGGUGCCCGCGGACAUGCCACGCGGGGCUAUGUGGGCCCUGCCGGGUGCCCGUGGUGGUCUCGUGCUAUUGCGGCCGCGAGACCCGGACUGUGGCGUGCUGUGACGUGGUGGCGGCGUACGGUGGGGUGAGGGAAGAUGCAAUAGGUGCUAUUACUGAUACUAAUGUGGAUGGUACUUCUAAACCCAAGAGUAUUAGUAAUCCUGGUACUAGUGCUGAUACUGCUAGAAGUAUUAAUACCACUAAUACCACUAGUACUAAUAUCACUAAUUCUGAUACUGCAAGUGCUAGUAAGACGACUAGUACCGCUAGUACUGAUACUAGUACUAAUACUACUAGUAGUACCUCUACUAAAGCUAUUAGUACCACCCCUACUGAUACUACUAGUACUGCUACUACUAGCACUAAUACUACCACCGGCACUAUACACACCACUGGUAGUAAUACUGAUAGUAAUAGUACUAAUACCACUAGUACUAAUAAUGAUACUUCUACCACUAGUACUAUUCCUACUAAUACUACUAGUACUAAUAAUACUAGCUCUACCUCUACUACCCCUCCCAUCGCCGGAUUCUCGUGCAACCAGACCUGCAACGCCCUGCUCUCGUGCAAGGUGCACCGGUGUACGCGGGAUUGCCACCCGUGGGAGGGCCCCGGUGGCCACGAGUGCCCGCGGAGCCCCCGGGCGGUGACAAGGUGUCCGUGUGGCAAGAAGACGCUGGAGGAGCUAGGGUCCCGGCCGCGGACCCGGUGCACGGACCCGGUGGCCACGUGCGGCGGCGUGUGUGGCCGGCUGCUGGCGUGCGGCGUGCACCGGUGCUACUGGCGGUGCCACGAGGGCCCGUGUGCCCCGUGCUACGGGGUGGUGGACCUGGCGUGCCGGUGUGGCCGGGAGGAGUACGCGGUGGCGUGCCGGCUGGCCCAGACGGGGUACCGCCCGGUGUGCCACCACCGGUGCAUGGCCCGGCUCAGCUGCCGCCGCCACGUGUGUGGUGCCCGGUGCUGCCCCUUCGAGCAGGCGGCCCUCCGGCGUGAGCGGCAGCGGGCCCGCGAUAUCCGCCACGGGGCCCUCAGCCCGGCCUCCCCGGUAGAUUUGGGGGCCAUCGAGCCGGCCCACGUGUGCACCCGGGAGUGUGGCCGGACCCUGGCCUGCGGCCUGCACACGUGCCACGCCCGGUGCCACGCGGGGCCCUGCCCGGUGUGCCUGGAGUCGUCCAGCGUGGACCUAGUGUGUGCAUGCGGCCGCACCGUGGUGCCUGCCCCGGUACGCUGCGGCAAAAAGCUCCCCGUCUCCCGUGUGGCCACCGGGCUCCACCCCACCACUGCCACCCGGACAACGUCGCCUGUCCGCCAUGCACCGCCCUCGUUACACGGCCCUGCCCCUGCCACCGCCACAUCCCGGUACCCCGUGUGCUCUGCUCCCAGAAGACGGUCUCCUGUGGCCGGCCCUGUGGCCUGCUACUCCCCUGUGGCGUCCACCACUGCCGCCGCGUGUGCCACCCACCGGGCCACUGCGAGUCCUCCGCGGCCACCUGCUCCCAGCAAUGCGGUAGAACGCUCCCCUGUGGCCACGCCUGCCACCGCAAGUGCCACGGGGGCUCGCCCUGCGACCCGGACCGCUUCCCCUGCCGUGUCCCUGUGCUCUCCCACUGCCCCUGCGGCCGGAGGUCCGCCAACCUGCCCUGCCACGCCAUCUCCAGCGUGCGUCCGCGAGAAGCGUAACAAGUUGAUGUAUGCGGCUUUGGGACUAGGCGAGCCAACCUCUGCCUCUUCUUCAUCUUCACCUUCAUCUCCCUCCCCACUCCUCCUCUCCAAACACUCCCUCGCAACUUCAACAUACUCCGACUUCGUCCUCCAGCUCUACGCCAAACAACCCGUCUGGUGCUCCAGCAUCCAGAAAAUCUUCACCGACCUCAUCUCACGCCUCUCCACGUCCAAGGGGCCCUCCUCCUACCACUUCCGCCCCAUGAAGACCCUCCAAAGACGCUUCAUCCACGAGCUUGCCCAGUCCUAUGGCGUGUUUUCCGAGUCCCAGGACCCGGAACCCAAACGGUCCGUCUUCCUCAAUGCCACAGCCUCCUCCCACAGGCCUCGCAUCUCCCUCAGCGACGCCCUCGCCGUGUCUCGCCGCGUGGAUGCCAUCGAGCACCACCGGGCCGCCCUCCGCCAGAAAACGUACACUCUGCAGGCGGCAGCUUCCAGCGACGCGUCGAUCGACGCGCCUGCCCCAGCCAACGCCAUCGCCAUCUCCGACGUGUUCUUCGGCGUUUCCAGGGACCGCAUCCACGCCGCCUUGUGCGACCUGUGGUCUGGCCCCCGUUCCGACGCCGUCGCGGCCCUCGGCGACCCGCAGAUCAAGUGGAUCAAGGAUGGUCUCUUUGCAUUCUACGGGUCCAACUACCGCGAGAGAAGCCCUAUGGCCCAGGUAGAACUCCAGAGCCUGUGCGACGAGUUCCGCGGUCGUCUCACCAAGGGCAACUUGGCCAUGAGCUGCUGUCUCGCGAGUAUAGAUGACGAGGCGAGCGUGGUUUAUGGGGAGAGGAGACAGAAGAAGGCCCCGGCCAAGGCAGGCGCGUCGAUCGACGCGUCGGACUUCGACUGGUACUGA